AUGGGAGACAGUGAGAUGGAGUGUUUUGGCCCAGCGGCCGUUUACCUCCGCAAGCCAGAAAAGGAGAGGAUUGAGGCCCAGAACAAACCUUUUGAUGCUAAAACAGCAUAUUUUGUGACUGAGCCCAAGGAGAUGUACCUCAAGGGGACACUAAAGAGUAAAGAGGGGGGUAAAGCCACUGUUGACACACUGUGUGGCAAAACUAUCACAGUAAAGGAGGAUGCAAUCUUCCCUAUGAACCCUCCCAAAUUUGACAAAAUAGAGGACAUGGCCAUGAUGACCCACCUCAAUGAACCUGCUGUUCUGUAUAACCUCAAAGAGCGUUAUGCAGCAUGGAUGAUCUACACCUACUCAGGGUUGUUCUGUGUCACUGUGAACCCUUACAAGUGGCUCCCAGUAUAUGAUUCAAUAGUCGUGACUGGAUACAGAGGCAAAAAGAGGGUUGAAGCACCACCCCAUAUCUUCUCCAUCUCUGAUAAUGCCUAUCAGUUCAUGUUAACAGAUCGUGAAAAUCAGUCUAUCCUGAUCACUGGAGAAUCUGGUGCAGGAAAAACUGUGAACACGAAACGAGUCAUCCAAUAUUUUGCAACAAUUGCAGUGUCUGGACAGAAGAAGGCAGAGCAAGUUCCUGGCAAAAUGCAGGGGUCACUGGAGGACCAAAUCAUUGCAGCCAACCCCCUGCUGGAAGCUUAUGGUAAUGCAAAGACUGUGAGAAAUGACAACUCCUCUCGUUUCGGUAAAUUCAUAAGAAUCCAUUUUGGAUCCUCCGGAAAGCUGGCUUCUGCUGAUAUUGAAACAUAUCUCCUGGAAAAGUCAAGAGUAACAUUCCAGCUGUCUGCUGAGCGAAGUUACCACAUCUUCUACCAGCUAAUGACUGGACACAAGCCUGAGCUACUAGAGGCACUUCUCAUCACCACCAACCCCUAUGACUACCCUAUGAUCAGCCAGGGUGAAAUCGCAGUGAAGAGCAUCAAUGAUGUGGAAGAGUUCAUAGCAACUGAUACUGCUAUUGCCAUCCUUGGCUUCAGUGCCGAUGAGAAAAUUAACAUCUACAAGCUGACUGGCGCUGUGAUGCAUCAUGGCAACAUGAAGUUCAAGCAGAAGCAGAGGGAGGAGCAGGCUGAGCCUGAUGGCACAGAGGUGGCUGAUAAAAUCGCCUAUCUCAUGGGCCUGAACUCAGCUGACAUGCUGAAAGCUUUGUGCUACCCCAGAGUGAAGGUUGGAAAUGAGUUUGUGACCAAAGGCCAAACUGUACCACAGGUCAACAAUGCUGUCAUGGCUCUUUGCAAGUCUGUCUACGAGAAAAUGUUCUUGUGGAUGGUCAUCCGAAUCAAUGAGAUGUUGGACACAAAGCAGCCAAGGCAGUUCUUCAUUGGAGUGCUGGACAUUGCUGGAUUUGAGAUCUUUGAUUUCAACACUCUGGAGCAGCUCUGCAUUAACUUCACAAAUGAGAAACUGCAACAGUUUUUCAACCACCACAUGUUUGUUCUGGAACAAGAGGAGUACAAGAAAGAAGGAAUUGAGUGGGAGUUCAUUGACUUUGGCAUGGACCUGGCUGCCUGUAUUGAACUUAUUGAGAAGCCAAUGGGCAUCUUCUCCAUCCUUGAAGAGGAGUGCAUGUUCCCCAAGGCUACAGACACAUCCUUCAAGAACAAACUCUAUGACCAGCAUCUUGGCAAGUCCAAGGCCUUUGAGAAGCCCAAACCAGCAAAGGGCAAGGCAGAGGCCCACUUCUCCCUGGUGCACUAUGCUGGCACUGUGGACUACAACAUCGUUGGCUGGCUGGACAAGAACAAGGACCCCCUGAAUGAAUCUGUUGUCCAGCUGUACCAGAAGGCAUCAAAUAAACUUCUGGCCCUUCUUUAUGCAACUCAUUCCUCUGUUGAUGAUACUGCUGGCAGCAAGAAAGGGGGCAAGAAGAAGGGUGGUUCAUUCCAGACUGUAUCUGCUUUGUUCAGGGAGAACUUAGGAAAGUUGAUGACCAACUUGAAGAGCACUCACCCUCACUUUGUGCGUUGCUUGAUUCCAAAUGAGUCCAAGACUCCAGGUCUGAUGGAGAAUUUCCUGGUUAUCCACCAGCUGAGAUGUAAUGGUGUGCUGGAGGGAAUCAGAAUCUGCAGAAAGGGAUUCCCCAGCAGAAUCCUCUAUGGUGAUUUCAAACAGAGAUACAAAGUACUGAAUGCAAGUGUCAUCCCAGAAGGACAGUUCAUUGACAACAAAAAAGCUGCAGAGAAACUCUUAGGCUCUAUUGACAUUGACCACACCCAGUAUAAGUUUGGACACACAAAGGUGUUCUUCAAAGCUGGUCUCUUGGGUACCCUUGAGGAGAUGCGUGAUGAUAAACUAGCAACUCUUAUAACUAUGACUCAAGCUCUGUGCCGUGGUUAUCUCAUGAGGAAGGAGUUUGUCAAGAUGAUGGAGAGGAGAGAUUCCAUCUAUUCUAUCCAAUACAACAUCCGCUCAUUCAUGAAUGUGAAACACUGGCCUUGGAUGAAGUUGUACUUCAAGAUCAAGCCUCUUCUGAAGAGUGCAGAGACUGAGAAGGAAAUGGCUGCCAUGAAGGAGAACUUUGAGAAGAUGAAGGAAGAUCUGGCAAAGGCACUGGCCAAGAAGAAAGAGCUUGAGGAGAAGAUGGUGUCUCUUCUGCAGGAGAAAAAUGACCUGCAACUGCAUGUGGCAGCUGAAACUGAGAACCUUGCUGAUGCUGAAGAAAGAUGUGAGGGGCUCAUCAAGAGCAAGAUCCAGCUUGAAGCUAAGUUGAAAGAGACAAGUGAGAGACUGGAAGAUGAGGAGGAAAUCAAUGCUGAGCUGACUGCCAAGAAGAGGAAACUGGAGGAUGAGUGCUCUGAGCUGAAGAAGGACAUUGAUGAUCUAGAACUCACCUUGGCUAAAGUGGAGAAGGAGAAACAUGCCACUGAGAACAAGGUCAAGAACUUGACAGAGGAGAUGGCCUCUCAGGAUGAGAGUAUUGCCAAGCUCACUAAAGAGAAGAAAGCCCUCCAAGAGGCACACCAGCAGACCCUUGAUGACCUCCAGGCAGAAGAAGACAAAGUCAACACCCUGACCAAAUCCAAGACAAAGCUUGAACAACAAGUGGAUGAUCUUGAGGGUUCUCUAGAACAAGAAAAAAAGCUCCGUAUGGACCUUGAGAGAGCUAAGAGGAAGCUUGAGGGUGACCUGAAACUGGCCCAGGAGAACAUAAUGGACCUUGAGAAUGAUAAACAGCAGGCUGAAGAGAAAAUCAAAAAGAAAGACUUUGAAAUAAGCCAAUUUCUAAGCAAGAUUGAAGAUGAGCAGACAGUUGGUGCUCAACUUCAGAAGAAGAUAAAGGAACUGCUGGCUCGCAUUGAGGAGUUGGAAGAAGAAAUUGAGGCUGAGCGUGCAGCUCGUGCUAAAGUUGAGAAGCAGAGAGCUGAUCUCUCCAGGGAACUUGAAGAGAUCAGUGAGAGGCUUGAGGAAGCUGGUGGUGCCACUUCUGCUCAGAUUGAGAUGAACAAGAAGCGUGAGGCUGAGUUCCAGAAGCUGCGUCGUGACCUGGAAGAGUCCACUCUGCAGCAUGAAGCCACAGCUGCUGCCCUCCGCAAGAAACAAGCUGACAGUGUUGCUGAGCUUGGAGAGCAGAUCGACAACCUUCAGCGGGUCAAACAGAAGCUGGAGAAGGAGAAGAGUGAAUAUAAAAUGGAGAUUGAUGACCUCUCUAGUAACAUGGAGACUGUAGCCAAAGCCAAGGCUAAUCUGGAGAAAAUGUGCAGAACCCUUGAGGACCAACUAAGUGAAAUAAAUGCAAAAUAUGAUGAAAAUGUUCGCCAGCUGAAUGACAUGAGCAUACAAAAAGGCAGACUCAUUACUGAGAAUGGUGAGCUUGGACGGCAGCUAGAGGAGAAAGAAUCUCUAGUUUCUCAGCUGACUAGAGGGAAGCAGGCCUACACUCAGCAGAUUGAGGAACUCAAAAGGCAGAUUGAAGAGGAAGUGAAGGCAAAGAAUGCCCUGGCUCAUGCUGUCCAAUCAGCCCGUCAUGACUGUGACCUGCUCAGAGAGCAGUUUGAGGAAGAGCAGGAGGCCAAGGCUGAGCUUCUACGUGGAAUGUCCAAGGCCAACAGUGAGGUGGCUCAGUGGAGAACCAAAUAUGAGACAGAUGCCAUUCAGCGUAUUGAGGAGCUUGAGGAGGCUAAGAAAAAACUUGCCCAGCGUCUACAGGAUGCCGAGGAAACCACUGAAGCUGUAAACUCGAAGUGUGCAUCUUUGGAAAAAACUAAACAGAGACUACAGGGUGAAGUAGAAGAUCUCAUGAUUGAUGUAGAAAGAGCAAAUGCAGUAGCUGCCACUCUUGACAAAAAACAAAGAAACUUUGACAAGAUCUUGGCAGAAUGGAAGCAGAAGUAUGAGGAAGGCCAGGCUGAACUGGAAGGAGCUCAGAAAGAAUCUCGAUCUCUCAGCACUGAGCUUUUUAAGAUGAAGAACUCAUAUGAGGAAGCUCUUGACCAGCUGGAGACUCUGAAAAGAGAGAACAAGAAUCUGCAGCAGGAGAUCUCUGACCUGACAGAACAGCUUGGAGAAAAUGGAAAAACCAUAAAUGAGCUGGAGAAGGCAAAGAAGACAGUAGAGACUGAAAAAUCAGAAAUCCAAACUGCUCUUGAAGAAGCAGAGGGCACACUUGAGCAUGAGGAAUCCAAGAUUCUCCGUGUACAGCUUGAGCUCAACCAGGUCAAAAGUGAGAUUGACAGAAAGCUAUCUGAGAAGGAUGAAGAAAUUGAACAGAUCAAGAGGAACAGUCAGAGGGUGAUUGAGACCAUGCAGAGCACCCUGGAUUCUGAGGUCAGGAGCAGGAAUGAUGCCCUAAGAGUGAAGAAGAAGAUGGAGGGAGACCUGAAUGAGAUGGAGAUUCAGCUGAGCCAUGCCAACCGCCAGGCUGCUGAGGCCCAGAAACAGCUCAGGAAUGUCCAGGGACAGCUCAAGGAUGCCCAACUAUAUCUUGAUGAAGCUGUCAGAGGACAGGAAGACAUGAAAGAGCAGGUUGCCAUGGUGGAGCGAAGGAAUAAUCUGAUGCUGGCAGAGAUCGAGGAGCUGAGAUCUGCACUGGAACAGACAGAGAGAGGACGCAAAGUUGCUGAACAGGAGCUGAUUGAUGCCAAUGAGCGUGUGGGACUCCUGCAUUCUCAGAAUACCAGCCUACUUAACACCAAGAAAAAGGUUGAGGCUGAGGUCAUGCAGAUCCAAAGUGAAAUGGAAGAUACAAUCCAGGAAGCAAGAAAUGCUGAAGAGAAAGCCAAGAAGGCAAUUACUGAUGCUGCCAUGAUGGCAGAGGAGCUGAAGAAAGAGCAGGACACCAGUGCUCAUCUGGAGAGGAUGAAGAAGAACCUUGAGGUCACAGUCAAAGAUCUGCAGCACCGUCUGGAUGAGGCUGAGAGUCUUGCUAUGAAGGGUGGAAAGAAGCAGCUCCAGAAACUGGAGUCUAGGGUUCGUGAACUGGAGGCUGAAGUUGAAGCUGAGCAGAGACGUGGGGCUGAUGCAAUCAAAGGAGUUCGAAAAUAUGAAAGAAGAGUGAAAGAGCUUACCUAUCAGACUGAGGAGGAUAAAAAGAAUAUGAUCAGAUUGCAGGAUUUGGUGGAUAAGCUACAGCUGAAGGUGAAAGCCUACAAGAGGCAGGCUGAGGAGGCUGAGGAGCAGGCUAACACUCACCUGUCCAGGUUCAGGAAGGUGCAGCAUGAACUGGAGGAAGCUCAGGAGCGCGCCGACAUCGCUGAGUCCCAGGUGAACAAGCUGAGAGCCAAGAGCAGAGACACUGGAAAGGGCAAGGAUACCCUUGAGUAGUGAAGGAACACUGGAAGGAUGUGGUAACAAUUGUUUGGUAGUUGUGUGCAAUGUAAAAACAAAUACCUCCCAUGUUUUUACCAUGAAAGUGUCUUAAUUCCUCCCAAUAAGAGUUGGUCAGUUUCAUUGUGCUGUGCUAAAUAAAAUGUUUUAAUACAAGCCUACAAGGUAUGAGCCUCAUUCAUAAAAGUCAAGCAAUUUAUAAAAACCUAGCAACAGUAACAAACAAGCACCUCACACAAAGUUGACGUGAAAAAUAUGAAUGUCUUUAUCACCAGUUCUCUUAUAAAUGUUUUUUUUUUCUUUAGUUUCUCAGGUGAAUGACUCAAUAUGAUACAAAGUUAGCAUUUCUGAACAUUUUUGUGCCAUCUGUACAAAAUGGAGUAAUACGGAAGACUGGAGAAAAGAGGAAAAUCUUCACAAACAGCAGAAGGAAAAAAAGGCAUGAGGCAAGCAUUCCUAUUGACAUUAUUAAAUCCAUCGCAAUACAGAAGGCUUUUACAUAAUGUAUAAUAUAACAUAUUAUGACUACAUAAAUAAAAUAGCAAAUAAAUAGCCAUAAAUUUAAAAUAUUUUAAUUUUAAACAUAAGUACAUCACACCCAUUGAAAGUCAAGCCUUAAAACCAAGUGAUCCCAGUGAUGCAUUAUCACCUGCUCAGUCUGUGGCUUCCUCAUUGUGCUCUUUUAAAUAAAUAUUUCCGGGAAAUACUUCCAGGACUAACUAUUAAAACAUUUUCUGUGUUUUCUUUACAAGCCUAUGCUAAAAAUAGCAAUUCCAUUGAAGAAUUCACACUUACCAUCCAAUAUAAUUCUAAAACUUGGUUUACAAGAAAACUGCCAUUUGGGUGUGGAAAAGACCAUGCAUUUCAGCUGGUCAAUUUCUGUUCCUUCUCCUACUAAUGCCAAAUGCUGAAUUUUUAUUUACUAAUCAAAGCUUUGGGAUCUCUUGAAGAUAAACAAAACAUUCCCAUUAAAUGUAGGCAUAACUAAACUUCUAAAAAGAUACAUCUCAAUAAACAUUUUCCAUGCAGUACACAUACGUCUAUCUCAAAAUAAAAGCUCUAAAAAAACCACGAAGAUAUUUGAAAUACAUUUUUGAAAAUGCAUGUGCCCAAUUAGACCAACAGUUGCAGUUCGGGGCAGUUUCCAAGCUAUGAAUGUGCUCCUGUGGAAAAACAACUCUGAAACAACUCCUUAAUUGACAUACAGUGCACUAAACAGGAUUUAAAAGUUUUUAGCUUAAAGCCUGUACAGUACAUUUCAUAUCAAACUGAAAACCAUUUUGGGAUUAGCCCUGGAACUAUGAGUCAGCUAGCCACUUUCCCAUCAUGCACAGGGAAAGCAACAAUCAGUGAACAUUCUCAUAAAAAAAACCAAAACAAAACAAAA
This is a messenger RNA of Electrophorus electricus (electric eel), 7201 nucleotides long. Its product is annotated as myosin heavy chain, fast skeletal muscle-like. Gene Ontology annotation, molecular function: ATP binding; microfilament motor activity; actin filament binding. Gene Ontology annotation, cellular component: myosin II complex; cytoplasm; myosin filament. Lineage: Eukaryota; Metazoa; Chordata; Actinopteri; Gymnotiformes; Gymnotidae. The record is from RefSeq and is a predicted model, not a curated record.